AUGCCGGUAAAAGGAAUUCGAACAGUAGCUGCUGCUAGGAACGGCGUGGGCGCCUUCAUCCUGCAGUGCAAGCGCCUUGACUUCCACUACUGCGACUGGGCGGGCAGUUCUCGGGGAAUGCUGGCGUUCUUGAAACACUCCCUCCCAGCUUUCGCGCAAGAAAACCCUCAGAUCGAGAUCCGAGUUUCACCACGACCUCACAAGCACCCGAUCAUCAAGGGCCACUAUAUCAACGGACGUGAGAAGGCGAUUUGUGUGCGGAACCUCGAACCCGAACAAGUCUUCCAGAAGGCCAAUCUGUUGAAGCAGGCCAGUGGCGAGAAGUUGAAGCGCACCAAGAAGCCCGUUACGAGUAUCAACGACAGUGUGCGUGGCAUCUGGUCUCCUUACCAUGGAGACCUCCGGUCGGUUUGA
This is a messenger RNA of Aspergillus puulaauensis, 414 nucleotides long. RefSeq names its product mitochondrial 54S ribosomal protein mL43 (gene MRPL51). Gene Ontology annotation, biological process: mitochondrial translation. The transcript is spliced from 3 exons. Gene Ontology annotation, cellular component: mitochondrial large ribosomal subunit. Lineage: Eukaryota; Fungi; Ascomycota; Eurotiomycetes; Eurotiales; Aspergillaceae. Gene Ontology annotation, molecular function: structural constituent of ribosome. Bases 1 to 414 code for a protein of 137 amino acids. The record is from RefSeq and is a predicted model, not a curated record.